Messenger RNA from Panonychus citri (citrus red mite), 2249 nucleotides. RefSeq names its product dolichyl pyrophosphate Man9GlcNAc2 alpha-1,3-glucosyltransferase-like (gene gny). The transcript is spliced from 6 exons. Gene Ontology annotation, molecular function: dolichyl pyrophosphate Man9GlcNAc2 alpha-1,3-glucosyltransferase activity. Gene Ontology annotation, cellular component: endoplasmic reticulum membrane. Gene Ontology annotation, biological process: protein N-linked glycosylation. NCBI's taxonomy places the organism in Eukaryota, Metazoa, Arthropoda, Arachnida, Trombidiformes, Tetranychidae. The coding region runs from base 324 to 1826 and encodes 500 amino acids. The record is from RefSeq and is a predicted model, not a curated record.
ACUCACUUUGUUUUCUCAUCAUUUAAUUUCUUUGCUCUUUCUAACAAUCAAUUUAAUCUGAUUAAUUAACUUCGACAAUUAGUAAAUUUGAUUUCUCUUUAUGUGUUAACCACUUGGGAUUAAGUUUUCUCCAAACAAUUAACCAUUAAUUGUCUAAUUAAUUUGAUAAAUUAUCUUUUCUCUUGUUGUAUUAUUAAUACACAUGUGGCAUUGGUUACUUGGUGUUGCCUAUGUUACUUUGAGCUUAGUGUUUGUGGUUAGUUAAUUGUUUAAUUUGAUAUUUUUUCCUUUAUUACAAUUUACUAAUUGUGUUACCGGUGAACAUGGUAUUCCAAGGUGUCAAACAAGCUAUAACUCGGAUGGAUAGUUUCCUAAUUCCGAGUAUAAUUUUAAAUUUUAUGUUGAGAUGGUUAAUCUCGCGCUUUUCAUAUUCUGGUGCUAGAAAUUAUCCUAUUUAUGGUGAUUAUGAGGCUCAACGUCACUGGCAAGAGAUUACCUUUAAUGUUAGGCCAACCGAUUGGUACAAAAACACCACUGACAAUGAUCUCCUUUACUGGGGAUUAGAUUAUCCGCCAUUAACUGCCUAUCAUAGUUGGUUAAAUGGUUAUAUUGCCGAUUCGUUCAAUAGAUCAUGGGUUCAAAUUCAUACCUCAAGAGGAAUUCAAACUUAUGACCAUAAGAUAUUCAUGAGAAGUACCGUAUUGGUCAGCGAUGUUUUCAUCUAUUUCACCGGUUUGGUUUACUAUUUUAUGAUUGUACGUAAACCUUUGACCCCUAGAGAAAGAGCAAUGGUCGCAACAAUUGGCCUUAUGUAUCCAGCAUUAAUCCUUAUUGACCAUGGCCAUUUUCAAUAUAACUGUGUUAGCCUUGGAUUAACCAUUUGGUCAGUUACUAUGUUGAUGAAUGGUCGUUACUUUAUCGCCUCAGUCCUUUACUGCCUCGCCCUUAACUAUAAACAGAUGACCCUUUAUUAUUCAUUCUCAUUUUUCUUCUUCCUCCUUGGAAUUUGCUUCCAAUAUACUAAUCGAGCUAAAAGCUUAAUUACUCUGAUCACAAUUGGAUCUGCUGUUAUUACCACUUUCACGGUUUGCUGGUUCCCAUUCAUUUGGGAUAUGGAGACAUUUCUCUCCGUUGUCCAACGACUUUUUCCCAUUUCAAGAGGACUUUAUGAGGACAAAGUUGCCAAUAUUUGGUGUUCAUUGGAAGUUCUAAUCAAACUGAAAACAUUGAUCUCGUCGGAAAACAUGGCUAAAAUAUCAGCAUUGACCACAUUCACUUGCCUUUUACCUUCGUCUCUUCACCUGUUCAAAAAUCCUACUGUCAAAAAUUUCAUCUACAAUCUUGCUGGGACAUCAUUGAUUUUCUUCCUUUUAUCCUUCCAAGUUCACGAGAAGACAAUUCUCCUUGUAGCCUUGCCAGUUACACUUUUGAUCCAUGAACAUCCAUUCACAACUCUAUGGUUUUACAUUAUAUCAACAUUUAGCCUUUUACCAUUAAUGGCUAAAGAUGGUUUAAUUAUGCCAACAUUGGCCCUUACCUGUUUCUCGAUGAUUAUUUAUGUCGCUUUCUUCCGGGACAUGGGACUUUCUGAUUCGUUCAAUGUUGUUCAUAAAGCCCGAACAAUCAUCUUUGUCUCCUCGAUUUGUGGAUGUCUAUUCUUAACACUGGCCAGUAUAUUAUUAAAACCACCGACCCGUUAUCCUCACAUCUACAUUUUACUCAAUUCGAUCUACAGUUGCCUCCAUUUCAUUGGAUUUACACUCUACUAUCAUUAUCUUCAAUUUUAUGCACAAGAACCUGAACUUUUCAAAGUUAAAGGAUUAUAAAUAAUUAAUUUAAUUGUUUAUAAUGAUCAAUUUUUCACCUUUAUCAUUAAUCUCAUCACUAAUUUGCCUUAUAUUCUUGGUUAAAUGAAAUUACAACUUUCCAUCUCCUUAUUAAUCAAUUUAAAUUGUGCAAUAAUUUUCUUCCCUCAAAUUGUUGUCACAAUUUAUACUCAUUUAGGAAAAAGAGACUACCAGUGAUUUUGGUAAGAUUAAUUAGUAUCAUUUAAUUAUAUAAUCAUUAGUUAAAUCAUAAUCAAUUUCUUAACAAUACACUGUAAUCAUCAUUAAUGAUAAUCUAUUCAUAUUUAAUCAUCACCAACAGUUUAACUUAUAAACACCUUGACAAACCCAAAUGAUUAUCAAACUGUAACCUAAAUUGUUUUGUUUAUCAAAGUCAAUUAAAUUAGAAACAAACUGUUACAA